This is a messenger RNA of Pelmatolapia mariae (spotted tilapia), 2974 nucleotides long. It is a transcript of the gene pgfb, whose product is annotated as placental growth factor b. The record is from RefSeq and is a predicted model, not a curated record. Gene Ontology annotation, biological process: vascular endothelial growth factor signaling pathway; sprouting angiogenesis; induction of positive chemotaxis. NCBI's taxonomy places the organism in Eukaryota, Metazoa, Chordata, Actinopteri, Cichliformes, Cichlidae. The coding region runs from base 556 to 1047 and encodes 163 amino acids. Gene Ontology annotation, molecular function: chemoattractant activity; vascular endothelial growth factor receptor binding; growth factor activity. Gene Ontology annotation, cellular component: membrane. The transcript has 7 exons.
UCUGCUGACUGCAGCUCAGAGGAGGACUGGAAACUGAAAGUUGUUGGCACAACUUCAUGCGUGAUUUUUUUGAAGCGGAUUCCUCACUUGGAGAUCUUGGACUGAACCGGCUGCGCACUGAAUAUGCUUCGUCACAUCUGGCGUUCACGCUUUUAUUUCCACAGAAUUAGUUUUUAAGAUCAAAUUAAAGCAAAACGAGACACAAAAAAGUGUGUAAAUGUGAAUAUUUAUCAGUUUCUCCUUUUUUUGUUAAAGUAUUAUUGUGUUGCCUCCUCGUCACCUCCACUUUCUCCUGAGGGGCCUUAUUCAUUAGUGAGCACAAUCUACUUCAUCAGGUUACACGCGCGGAGCUACGUGACUCCACUCAUUCUCCGCGCUACUAAACCGGGAGCAGAUGACUUGGAAAUUCCCUGGCAGCGAGUUUUUUUCUGUUUGUUUCUGUUUCUGAGUAUUUUGGGACUUUUGUUGGAUCUUUUUUUCCUGUGUGUGGGAUUUUUUUUCCGCCGCUAUCUCCAUCGGGAGCCAUCGCCACUCUCCACGCAAAGACGUCACGAAAUGUUACUGGGUUUUGUCAUCGGGACUGUGGUGGCGCUUUAUCUGCAGUUCUCACCUGCACAGAGUCUUCCCUUGGCAAGUAUAAACAGUACAAUGGAAGUGCUUGUGUUUGAAAAAGUUUGGGGUCGCAGCUUUUGCCGCACCAUUGAGAAGCUGGUGGAGGUGGUGCAGGAAUACCCAUCGGAAGUGGAGCACAUCUACAGCCCCUCCUGCGUUCCCCUGGUGAGGUGCGCUGGCUGUUGCGGAGAUGAGAACCUGGAGUGUCAUCCCACUCAAACCACAAACGUUACCAUGCAGCUUUUGAAAAUCAGGCCAUCAGAACAAGGUCAAGAAUAUGUUGAGAUGACGUUUGUGGAGCAUCAAACAUGUGAAUGUAGAAUCAGGAAACCUGUUGUGAAGGUUCCAAAGAAAAGGCGAAGAGGAAGAGGAAGGAAGAGGAAGGAGAGACAAAAAAAGAAGGAAUGUGACAGGUGCCAGAUUCCUCGCAGGUAACUGCAGUGGCGACCCAACCCCCUGUUGCAGUGUGGCUCACUAUUUGUUUCCAGCCCAGUGGGAGCAUCAAGAGUCUCCUUCACUCAUCUAUCAAUACUGUGUCUGCAGCCAGAGACUCAAACAGCUGGGUUGAUUUGCUGACAUGCCCUUACGCUGAUGGGCAGGGUGUUUUUGUAACGACAAGGUUCAACAGGAAGUGCGUUUUGACUGAUGGAAACACUGCUGUUACAAGCCCGAAACAAUGGACAUCCCUGGGAGCCAGUGCAAUGUAGAACCAAACAGACUGAUGUCUUCUUUUUAUGCUAGGUAUUACUGUAUCAGUUAUUAUUUGUCAAAUCCUUUGGUAUUUAAAAGAAGGUUACACAUGUAAAAAAGAAGAAAAAUCUAUAUUUAUUAAUAUAGUUGGACCAGAGAACACCUUGUGGACUUGAUGUGCAACUUCUUUGUACAUGCGAUAAGGAAAUGUCUCCCUCUAGUGUUUAUGGAAAGUGUUUUUAAACCUCUAUAUUAAAGUAUUUUGCAAUCAGAUCAUCAUCAUAUCUGAGAUCUGUUCCAAAAGCCAUUGUUGCGUAAUUGCUUGGCCUGUAUAAAUCAAACUCUUUAACAGCAUCAUGUGACCUGAAUGGGAAAACAACAUUUAGCAGAAAUGUUUAUAAAGCGAAGAUUUUCACAAAACUUCAAACUUUCCAUAUUUAUGGAAUCCAGCAUACAGAUGUUCUCCUAACAAGAGGCUAAUCUUGAUUAUCUGGCUCACCUAUCUGAAAUGAACAUAUGGAUGCACAGUGGGUGUGGCAAAAUCAACGGCAACUGGCGCAUUUGUGUUAAAAUAAUUAAUACACAAGUUCGAGUAGCACACAUGUUGUUUUUGCAAGAGUAGAAAUUGCUCAUUUCAAUUUUUUCUUUUAAAAUUUUGAUCAAAACAUUCUCGGAUAUUUCAGCUCGCCCAUCAUGCAUUUCCAACUCAGGAACAAAUGCCCAUGCGUUGCUUGUUUAGUCGCUCACAGUAGACAGGUUGCAGUUCUAUGACAAUACAUGAGCCUUCAGGAGGGUAUUUGAGGUAUGCAGAUUGAAUUCAAUACUGUACAGAGGGGCAGUGCACAUCAGGGGGUUGGACCCAAUUUUUGGCAAACCACUCAUUUUUUCUCGAGUGUCAGUCACAAGGACAUAACAUACGGUGCACGUUCAAUGAUACACUACUUCACUCUGCCUGUGCCUAUACUUGAAACGUAUCAAGGACCAUACAACUAAUACCCACAAGGCUUCCUUGGAAUGCCGUGGAUUAUUUGGUGUGGUAUGUUUCUUACUGUGGUGUAAGCAAAUAAGUGAAAUGUGAAUUCAGAUUUAAGUAUUCCAGUGGGAUAUAUCCAGUCAUCCAUUGUCUUAUCUACUUGUCAAAGUCAUGGUUGUGGAGGAGGCUCGAGCCUGCCUGUCGCUGACCUUGGGCAGGAAAGAGGGUACACUCCAGACAGCUUGUCGGUGUGUCUACGGAAUACAAAUUCUUAAAGUUGGAAUUUUAAAAAAGUGCCAUGACAGGUUAAAAGUAAUUGCAUUGUAUGGAGUGCUGCAGCAACAGGGGAAAGCUUGAAUACAAAUUAUUUUUGCUUUUUAUAGCCGUUAAAACAUCAUGUAAGCCCUCAAAAUCAUUUUUUAUUAGAUUCCAAGCUUGAGCUCCCACAUGUAAAAGCAUUAGUUACAGUCUCAAAUGUUCAUCCCAUAUGCUGUGUGCAGCUGAACAGCACAACCUUGUGUCCAACUGGUGACUCAACAAUCCCACACCACAGGUGUCAUCCUCUGUUUCUAGAAACACUGCAACAUGGAAGGGAUGAAGUGACGUAGAUAUGUUAUAUGGCGUUUGUUUGUUUGUUUUUAUUUUUUCAUGUACCACAUAAAGAAAAUCUAUGAAAAUGUAAAAAUAGCAUUUUGACUG